AUGAGGCUAAUGAAAAAUUCUAUGAAGAACAGCGAAUUAGAUUCGACAGCUAGCUCUGUCAAAUCCGCAGAUAGCUAUGGUGUGUUCGGAAGCGCGUGUUCCGACUGUUCAGAAUGCGAGUAUGGCGGGAACAGGAAACAGAGUCACAAGAAAUUCAGCAACCUGUCGGGUUCGAGCUGCACAAAUCUGAGCUUUCACAGCGCGGCCGACCCGGAGUCGCAUCCUUUACUGCUCAGCCACAAUUUGACAAACACUUAUAAGACUCUCAGUAGCAGUUCAGAUACUUUGGGUCCCGGGGAAUUAUCUGCGAGCGAUAUUAUAGCGACAUACAAAAAAAGUUUUCAGAAAACGGUCAUAACGGAGAAGAACAGACAAAGUUCAUUAGUUACAAUUUUUUCAAUAUGGAAUACAAUUAUGGGCUCAUCGCUGCUGACUAUGGCGUGGGGCGUCGAGCGUGCAGGGUUGCCAGCUGCAUUGUUUUUGCUCGGUUUCAUGGCAGCCCUGUGUCUCUACACCGCGUACAUACUACUUAGAGUAAACUAUCAUCAUGGCAGUGAGACUUGCGAGGUGCCAGCACUGUGUCGCCUAUUACUGGGGGCAGGCGCUGCGGCCGUCGCACACGCAUUUAGUUUAAUGGUUCUUUUGGGCGCCAAUGUCCUGUACUGGCUCCUCAUCAGCAACUUCCUCUAUUACACCGUAAACUACCUCAUGGAACUAAGUUCACCAAAUACCACAGGCUUCAACGCAACAGUCCUCUGCCCCUCACAAGACGUGCUCAUCGAUCCCUCAAUACCUCUCUCAGCACCCUCCCCCUACUGGGGGCUGCACACGACUGUACCGUUCUUCGUGGCCAUCAUCGUGUUCCCACUUCUGAACUUUACUAAGGUCUCCUUCUUCACUAAGUUCAACUCUUUAGGCACUCUAUCGGUGUUCUACCUCAUAAUCUUCAUAAUAGUUAAGGGCUGGACGUGGGGCAUCAACGUCGGCGCGCCGACAGGCUACCACGGGAGUGGUGACGCGGCAGUGCUGAGUGGAAUGCUGGCUCUAUCCUUCUACAUACACAAUAUCAUCAUCACUAUAAUGAGUAAUAACGAACGACAGGAGAAAAAUGGUCGAGAUCUGUCAAUAGCCUUUCUAUUGGUGCUAGUGACAUACGCGCUGGUCGGUGUAGUGUUCUACAUAUGCUUCCCACUCGCCAAGUCUUGCAUAGAAGAUAAUAUUCUGAAUAAUUUCGAUAUGCACGACGUUAUGACUGCGAUAGCCCGAGCACUGCUACUAUUUCAGGUGAUCACAGUGUACCCGCUGGUGGUGUUCAUGAUCCGGUGCGAGGCCGCGCAGUUGUGGGCGCGAGCGGCGACGCGCGGGCCCGCACUGGCCAUCAACCUGGCGGUGGUCUCUCUCAGCAUUCUGGUGGCAUGCUUGUGCCCCAACAUCGGCACUAUCAUCAGGUACACAGGUGCAAUAAGCGGUCUAGUACACGUGUUCGCGCUACCUGCGUUACUCCAGAUGCGUUCUCUCCAGGUGCGGGGGAAGCUGACUUUAUGGAAGGGGUUAUUCUACUCCGCCAUUGUUGUAUUCGGAACUGUCAAUUUGGUGAUGCAGUUCUUUAUCGCGUGACAGGUUUAAUAAAUCGUGAUUGCUUUGAAUAUUCGUUUUACAUGAGUGAUAGCUUUAACUACAUGUGUCCAGUACGCGUGGUAGCUUUGACUAUACGUGUACAAUGCGCGUGAUAGAUUUGUAUGAACCUGAACGUAUAUAACGCGUGAUAGCUGUAAUUGUUCGUGUAAUUGAUACGCGAGCCUUAACUAUACGUUUUGAGUAUGCGCGUUUAUUAAACUAUGCGUUUACGGUACGCGUGAUAGCUUUAACUAUACGUGUACAGUACACAUGAUAGCUUUGACUAUACGUGUAUGGUACGCGUGAAAUGUUUGACUAUACGUACAUAGUUUGCGUGUCAGCUUUAUCUAUUCGUGAACAGUACGCGUGACAGCUUUGACUAUUCUUGUACAGUAUGCAUAGCUUAAAUACCUAUCGUGUCGGAACUCGCUAUUUAAAUUGAAGUUAGCCUAUGGGCGGUACAGAUAUAGUUUCUAGCAAAAAAAGAAAACUUAUACUGUCUUCGAUUCACACCAUUAAUCUUUGUUGGCCUAGUGUUCAGAAUGUUAAACUAUGGAUCACGUGGUAAUAGGAUUGAUUUCCGAAAAUAAUCUUAUCAGCCCGCUAACCCGUAUUGGUUUCGUAUGGUGGGUCGAGAACCCUAAGUCAUGUAAGAGACCUGCGCCCAGCAGUGGUCCGAUGAUGAUGAAAGUUUACAAAGCAAUUUGGACGUAAAAAUAGAAAAUAAAAAUUGUAAAAAGUAAUGUAACUGUCUUCACUAACUUUAUAUAAUUUUUAGUUAAAGGAUGAACUGAUUUUAAUGAAAUUCGGUGUGAAAUAAAAGUCAUAAAUAAUUUCCUGGAUAAACACGUAGAAUACUUUACAGAUUUUCAUCACGAAGAAACUCGCUGGCGAUAAUAAUGUGAGAAUAUAGAUAGGUAUUAUUUUUAAAUUUCUAGUCAAUAAAACAAUAAAUAAA
This is a messenger RNA of Pararge aegeria (speckled wood butterfly), 2575 nucleotides long. RefSeq names its product sodium-coupled neutral amino acid transporter 9 homolog. The transcript has 12 exons. Gene Ontology annotation, molecular function: amino acid transmembrane transporter activity. Bases 1 to 1617 code for a protein of 538 amino acids. The record is from RefSeq and is a predicted model, not a curated record. NCBI's taxonomy places the organism in Eukaryota, Metazoa, Arthropoda, Insecta, Lepidoptera, Nymphalidae. Gene Ontology annotation, biological process: amino acid transmembrane transport.